This is a messenger RNA of Helobdella robusta, 477 nucleotides long. RefSeq lists its product as hypothetical. NCBI's taxonomy places the organism in Eukaryota, Metazoa, Annelida, Clitellata, Rhynchobdellida, Glossiphoniidae. The record is from RefSeq and is a predicted model, not a curated record. The coding region runs from base 1 to 477 and encodes 158 amino acids. The transcript is spliced from 4 exons.
AUGAAGUUUUAUUGUGAUAAUUGCGUGAAACAUGCUGAUGGUUUCAAAGGUCUUUUGCAGAUGCUUAACGAAAAAUUUGAAUCCAUUGAUUCUCGUCUUAAAACGUUUGAUUCCAUUGAUAUUGGGAUAAAAAAAUCUGCAGUUGAGGCCUUGAGGCAAGCGUCUUGGUCAGACGUGGUAAAGAGUAAUUCUAAAAUUGUCGAUAACGAGGCUGCUUCUUUGAGAAAUCAGUACUUCAUUUACCGAUGUGUUAAAGCCCGUGAGAACAACAUAGUUCUCUUUAAUUUCAGCGAAGACUUGGAUGUUGCUAAAGAUAGGGGCAAUGUUCUUGGCUUUUUAAGGUCCCUAACAGACGAGUCUCUGAAAGAUGAUGACAUAUUGAAAAUAUUCAGACAAGAUAUAUGUAUACUGACCGAAACAUGGCAUGGAUCAUCUGAUGAUAUUUCUGUGAAAUUGGCUAUGCCUCAGGACUUCUAA